UUUGCCUAUGUGUCAAAAUGAGCUACAAGACUAUUCAUAUGAAAAUGUGUUCCACGUUUACUUCCAUGCAAAUAAAACUCGUUUUCAUAUGAAAUGGUUUGAACGAGGACUCGUUUUGAAACACAGGCAAGACAAGGAAAUUCAAAACUGACGGCCUUUUCGUUUGCGUUGAACUAGAUCUGGACCGAUUCGAGUAUCAAGAGGUUCAAACGGCUGGCUCAUGGAGUCCUUAAUUGGUUUAUGCCCUAAUGACCUAAUUUUGGUCAAUACAGUGCUAAAAUGUACUGAGUACCUUCGCUUGUACACGAGAUGCAUCUUGAACAUCAAGAUGUCUGAGGCUUUUGGAGACAGAGCAAAUGUCCAGAGAAAAUCAGAACCCCAGCACAAGGACAUCGUCCACUUGUGGGAGUUCUUAUUUGAACUUCUCGCAGACGAAAGCUGCGGCUCAAUAAUAACUUGGACCACAGAGGAGAAUCGAGAGUUCAAGUUGAAAAACCCCGAGCAAGUAGCAAAACUAUGGGGUGCUUACAAAGGUGUAAAAGCAAUGAAUUACGAGAAACUCAGCCGAGCACUGCGCACGUACUAUUCAAAAGGAAUCAUUGUAAAGAUAUCUGGCCAGAGGUUAACGUACAGGUUUGCCAAACUUCCCUACAAAUACGAACCUGGUGUUACAAGAUCUCGUCGUCACGGACACAGAAUAAAAGCAUGUAUUCAGCAACACAUGCCGCAACCCUCAUCUUCAUCUUGCCAAAUAAACCCAGGCUCCUUGUCGUCGUCAAUUUCCAGCGUCAGUACCCGUCUUAGGAAAAGCUGUUCCUGGCCCCUCGUUCCCAUGCCUUCGCAUUCCAUCUCGUGGAAUCCAGGGUCCACGCCACUAAUUUCUGAUUGCUCAGAGUCUAGGAUCAUGUUCCCGCCGUUUGCAGCUGAUCCGAUGACGUUAUCAUCGUCAUCGUUAUCGUCUCUCGUGUCAUUUGUUUUAAAUGAUCCGAUUGAAUGUCUUGGUCCGCUAGUUCAAGACAUGAGAACCAGUAAACCUAAGUCAAUAGCUGUUCCAGUAAUCAAGUGGAACAUUCGCCGCUCAUGAAACUGCAUGAAGUAAGACUAGACCAACAGAGACAAGGAGGCUACUCGCAAGUAAGAUACUAAUCAAUGCGUGGGGUUGAAUGAGAUUAUAAGAAAGUUUAUAUAAUAUUUAAGAUAGAAAGCGCGCUCUCAAUGGUCGAAGGUGUGUUUGGAUGAGAGUAUUUAAACUUUGCUUUUCGAAAGCAAUAGGGGACUUCUUUCUGUUUACACAGCGUCAUCUAAACACUUGAAAGUUAUGCAAACCCUAGACUUCGCCUUAGCACAUCAUAGUCUCAUAGUUUACAUAACUGUCUAGAAUUCUUCCAAUCCCCUCGUGCUUAGAUGUAAAAAAAAGGAAAAAAAAGUCCUCUUUUUAUUGCUUAAACUUUGGACAGCUUAUUCUUCGAUAGUACAGCACUUAAGACUAGUAGAAAGAAUAUCGCUGUUUGUUGGAUGAAACAAUUAUGUAAACGUCAAAUUAAAAGAAAAUUUCAGUAUUUCCGUGCAGGGCAACACUUAAAAUGACGAGGCACCUUAGUUCCAAGGCCUCAUCCGCUGCGGCCGCCCAUGAAGUGAUAGGCUCCCGGCCGCAGUCAAUCUUUUUUCGGGUCACGUGGUCCGUGCAAAAAAGUGGCCUAGCCGUUCGCUGAACGUCGUCGAAAAAAUGUCCUAUUAUACUGUCCUAUUAUGUUUUAUUAUGUCCCAUUAUGUCCUAUUACAACGUCCUAUUAUGUCCUAUUGUCCUAUUAUAAUGU
Molecule: messenger RNA, 1817 nt
Organism: Orbicella faveolata
Lineage: Eukaryota; Metazoa; Cnidaria; Anthozoa; Scleractinia; Merulinidae
Biological process (GO): regulation of transcription by RNA polymerase II; cell differentiation
Cellular component (GO): nucleus
Molecular function (GO): DNA-binding transcription factor activity, RNA polymerase II-specific; sequence-specific DNA binding
Source: RefSeq, a predicted model, not a curated record